Messenger RNA from Cynara cardunculus var. scolymus (artichoke), 1994 nucleotides. RefSeq names its product mucin-5AC-like. Gene Ontology annotation, cellular component: cortical microtubule. Lineage: Eukaryota; Viridiplantae; Streptophyta; Magnoliopsida; Asterales; Asteraceae. The record is from RefSeq and is a predicted model, not a curated record. Bases 71 to 1822 code for a protein of 583 amino acids. The transcript has 5 exons. Gene Ontology annotation, biological process: cortical microtubule organization.
CUCUCUCUCUCUCUCUCUCUCUCUUUCUCUGUAUCUCUGCUUCAUUCCAUGAAUUCUUAGUUUUCGUUUGAUGUAUGAUAUGAUGAAUCGGAGUUCUUCCAAGGACUCGCUGAUCGGCGCCGGUGGUCGGAAUCAUAGUAAUAACAUCAAUCAUAAUGCUACCACCAACGGAAUAUUGCCUCAUCGACGAGCGAUGUCUUUCACCAAAAACAAUGCUGCUGAGAAUUUCAACAGCAACAACAACAUGGAUCUCUUCUCUCGUAAUCGGACUAGUCUCCCACUCGCCUCUUCCGACGAAUCUGACUCUUUAUAUUUAACAGUGCAAGUGAGAUUAGCGAGACUUUCAGUUGGAUCAGCAAAACCUGCGAAGAGCAUAUUAGAUGACAUGCUGUCAUCUAACGAAGGGGGAAAACAUGACUACGAUUGGCUCCUCACUCCCCCAGGAACGCCUCUCUUUCCUACUUCGGAUGCGAAAGGGUCUCAACCAACACCAGUCACUGCAAGAAGCAGGUCUUCGGUUAGAUCAAGCUCUACAAACAAGACUUCAAGGCUUUCUGUAUCUCAAUCUGAGAGCAGCCAUCCUUCAAGACCAGCAAGAAGCAGUUCGGUGACUCGCUCAUCCAUCUCUUCCACCCAAUAUACAAGCUACUCUAGCAGAAACACUAACAUUCUAAACACCAGCUCUGCUUCUGUCUCUUCUUACAUAAGACCAUCCACCCCAACCAAUCGCUCUUCCUCAACAGCAAGACUCUCUACCCCAUCUACCCGUACAACACCAUCACGAGCCUCAACUCCUUCUAGAACCCGGCCAUCUCCCACCACUGCUUCCAAUGAGAGACCAACAAGAUCUUCUCAAAACUCAAGACCUUCAACUCCUAGUUCCCGACCACAAACACCUGGAAACCUGACUUCACCCACCAUUCGACCACCUUCCAGGCCAUCAACUCCCACUCGUAGGAGCCUAACUCCUUCUCUCUCUCCAUCUACCCCAUCUUUGGCUUCUGGUGGACGUGGGUUAUCUUCAAAUGGCCGCAAUGUGGGGUCCACUUCCAGACCAAGCUCUCCUAGCCCACGUUUACGCCCACCACCACAGCCUAUCAAUCUCCCUGAUUUCCCCCACGAAACACCACCAAAUCUUCGAACAACUUUGCCAGAUAGGCCUCUCUCUGCUGGUAGGUCCAGACCAGUCGUGAAGGGAAAUCUAGAGACUUCAAACACUGCAAGUAUCACAAGAAGACAUUCAUCCCCCAUUGUUAGCAGGGGACGGAUUGCAGAACCCCCCGGAAGGGGGCGCCCCCAUGCCAAUGGGCAUGUGACGGAGAGUUUAGAGCCUCGAAGAACUUCACAGUUGCCUGAGUCGCUCACAAGAAGACCUAUAAAGUCUUCAAAUUCAGAGAAUGGUACAGGCUUUGGGAGGAAUAUCUCGAAGAAAUCACUGGAUAUGGCAAUUAAACAUAUGGAUAUAAGAAAUGGAGGUGCACGCCCCCUUUCGGGUUCAACACUGUUUCCUCAAAGCAUUAGGUCGGGCAACUCCAGGACCCAACCUGGACGUGCCAUAAGUGCACCAGGAUCUGUCGAUGGUUCCAUUAAUGGUGAAAAUGGAAACUACACAUGGAAUAGAGUAGUAGAAGAUCAAAGUCCGCAUUCUUCUAAGCUAUCAUCAGAAGUGGACAUCUACGAGAGUUCCAGGUAUGACGCAAUUUUACUGAAAGAGGACUUGAAGAACACGAGUUGGCUGCAUAGUGCCGAUGACAAGAUUGACGAAAGUCCAUUGUUUGAUAAUGGAUUCGAGACACUCCCUGAACCUUUUGGGCCCUUGUGAAGAAAUAUGGUUUGUUUCCUUUCUCAUUUCUGCUUCAUAUUCAUUUAAUUACCGGUCACAUUUAGCAACAGAAAAGAAAAGAAGAGAAGAAAAACAUUAAAAGAGAGCGGGCUUCGUGUAUCUAUUAAUCUUUCUCCUAAAUAUUGAUGUGAAAUUUAAGCGCUUGUUGGUU